Lachnellula hyalina is the source of this 606-nucleotide messenger RNA. RefSeq lists its product as uncharacterized. The record is from RefSeq and is a predicted model, not a curated record. The coding region runs from base 1 to 606 and encodes 201 amino acids. The transcript is spliced from 2 exons. Lineage: Eukaryota; Fungi; Ascomycota; Leotiomycetes; Helotiales; Lachnaceae.
AUGGCCCGCACCAAAAUCUAUCUAUACGCUGCUGUGGCGAUUUUCCUGAUUGUUUUCCUCUUCUUCUUCCUCGCCCCCGCCGUCCGAAACUCCUUGGCGGAACAAAGCUACAUGGAGACGCCGACCAUCCCGCCAGCGAAGGCUGUUUGGACUUCAUUUGCUUCAAUCAGGAUCAAGGCGACCGAAGAUGAGGUCUUUGAUGUCAUCACCAAAUUUGAUGACUACAGUUCUUGGUCAUCCUCCAUUUCUGACUACAAAUUUGACCUUCCAGGAAUCCCCCAAACCGGAAGCCAUGGAACCUUCAAGCUGUACUUCGAUGGUUUUGGCUCCAGGACCGCCACCUUCAGAAUAACUCUGCUAGACCGACAGAGAAAAAGGAUCGCCCAGAGAACGACAACAUAUCCAAGAUGGCUGUUGGGUGGUGAAACGGUUCAGGAAGUCGUCCCAGUUGAAGGGUCAAAUGGAGCAUGCGAGUAUCGGACAUAUCACACCAUUGAAGGUCUUGCGGCUUACUACCUCCUUAUGGCUGCAACCGAAGAAUUGGCCGAGACUCAACAGAAAUCUGCUGGCGAACUUAAAGCUUUCAUAGAGCGCCAAAAACGAUGA